Phanerochaete carnosa HHB-10118-sp is the source of this 1130-nucleotide messenger RNA. RefSeq lists its product as uncharacterized. The coding region runs from base 377 to 664 and encodes 95 amino acids. NCBI's taxonomy places the organism in Eukaryota, Fungi, Basidiomycota, Agaricomycetes, Polyporales, Phanerochaetaceae. The record is from RefSeq and is a predicted model, not a curated record. The transcript has a single exon.
ACAAGAGGCGUACCUCGAGGCAUCGAUGGUACGUAGCUGUAUAAGGUUUCAUGCCACGCGAUAAAAAUCCUGAAAAGGAUGCGUCGCCUCGUGCAUAUUUUGGCUUCUGUCAGUGUCUCGACUUGACAUCUAAGCAACACCCAGUCUAAGAUAGGAUACCGAGCCAAGUCGGCACAGUAAGAUGCUGUUAGAUGACGACAGGUUUGUCGAACGCCACAUGAGAGGCAUAUGUACGAGGCGCCACAAACACAAUCUUCUACGGGUGCGAGCGGCUAGAUUGGCAUUUCGCAGUGCAGCUAAUGAAAGAUUGUUGAGCUUCCGCCUGGUCGGAUGCGAGGGUAAUGAAGUCCAUAUCAGAGCUCGCAGCCGUUCAUGAAUGGGUCUUUCCCCGAAGUCCGCGUUGUCUCUGUUGUCUCUGUUAAUAGUCGGCUGUAUGGCAGUGAAGCAGGUCGGAUCGGACCAGAGCAGCACAAACAAAAUCGACCAUCACAAAUCUCAGUUCUCACAUAUGUGUCGCGCUUCAUGUCGGCCCACUGUUGUUCCUGCCACUUCCCGGAUACCCGCUGAUGGCUUCUCCCAGUCCGAGAACAAGUGGACCGCUCGAGGUGUGCAAGCGCCAGCGAUGUUUCGUCCUGAAUGUUCAAGCGUCUCGACCCUGGCGUAGAUUCUAAGUGGAGAUAGGCUUCCCUGCGAUGGAUGGACAUGGAGACGAUCUGCACAGUCGCGUUUGGUGAGCAUCGUGCUUUGAUAUCCGCGGUAAAGGGGGCGUCCAAGUGCGGGGGCACCGGUCGAAGUAACAGCGGUGAUUUUGCUACGGCCUGCGUAUCUGGAGCGGGUUCAUGAGAAGCGUGUUUUCAUGCUCGGUGGGAGCGUAACGGCGUCAGUAAGAGCUAAGACGCUUUCGGAAAACUUCGCCAAACCUGUCAUUAGCAACGACCAGAACGUUCUGUUCGCUCCGGGAGAAAUCAUCGUCUAGACAGUGUCAACAAAUCGCACCAUGAAGACGUGCAACGUCUAGAGAAGCCCGAAGACUUAUUUCGCCUUCGAUUGGUAGCUUCGCGCGAGAUCAGCAGUGACUUAAUCCGUCGUCAUUGUGCGUUAUUCCGCGGCGAAGGAGCCUUUAGAGCUUA